Molecule: messenger RNA, 693 nt
Organism: Cajanus cajan (pigeon pea)
Lineage: Eukaryota; Viridiplantae; Streptophyta; Magnoliopsida; Fabales; Fabaceae
Source: RefSeq, a predicted model, not a curated record
AUGACAGGCCCCAAUAGCAAGGGGGUUCUACCACAAGGAAGCCUGCUGAGGGAGCUAGGAGUGGAACUCAGACUGUGCAACAAGUUUAGCCAUCUGGCCAAGGAUUUCCCAGAUGGGGCAGGUUGGUCUGGGGGUGCUCAAAGGGUGGAGCGAUCUACAGCAGUAGGGCAAGUAUUUUCUUUGACAGUAGCAGAGGCUUCCACCUCACCGGACUUGGUGAAGGGGAAGGGUAGAGCUGCAGGUAUACAUGUUUCUAUCCUAUUUGAUUUGGGUGCUACACACUCCUUUAUUUCUUUGGACUGCAUUCAUAGGUUGAGAUUAGUUGUGGAUGAGUUAGAUGUUUGUCUAGUUGUGUCUACUCCGAUGUUGAAUUUUGUGACGACAUCAGAGUGUUGUUUGAGAUGCCCAAUUGAGCUGUUUGGGCAGAGAUACCGGGUGAAUCUCAUUUGUUUGCCAUUGGUGGGCCUUGAUGUGAUUCUAGGUAUGGAUUGGCUGUUAGCUAAUCGAGUUUUGAUUGAUUGUGCUCGGAAGGAGCUUAUUUUUGCUGAUGAAAUGGAUGAUGGGUUAAUAUCUAAAAAGCAAGCAGAGGAGUUGUUAUCAGAGGGGGCAGAGUGUUUCUUUCUCUUUUCUUCUCUGAGUUUGGAGUCUCGACAGGUUGUUGAUGCCAUAGAUGUUGUGAGAGAUUUCUCGUAG